AUCGAUCAACGCAAGCCUUCUCUAGCAUCUCAAGAAGCCAAUCGACAAAGGAGACCAUACCAAUAAUGGCGAGAACUUUCGAGGCCGCCGCUCUCGUCGCCACCGCCCUCUGCCUCUCCUCCCUCCUCGGCUUCGCCUAUGGCCAAGAGCAGUUCUCCGUCAUCGGCAAGGUCUACUGCGACACCUGCCGCGUCGACUUCGAAACCAAAGCCAGCUACGGUCUAGCAGAUUCCAAGGUCCGCUUGGAAUGCCACAACCGUACCUCCGGGGUCCUCACUCUGUCGGCCGAGGCGGUCACCGACAAGAGCGGCGAGUACAAGCUAGUCAUCGAUGGGGACCACGAGGAGGAGAUUUGCGAGCUGCAAUUGGUCGAGAGCAGCGACCCCGAGUGCAGCUCGCUCUUGGAAGGUGCCGUACACAACGCUAGAGUGGCUCUCACCAAUAAGAACGGCGUCGCCCAGGCGGUCCGCUACGCCAACCCGCUCGCCUUCACCAAGAAGGAGUCCCUGCCCAACUGCAAGCAAGUCCUCAUCGACAUGGGUGUCUUCCCUCUAGACCUGGGGUAUUAGACGAGGAUGAGGGACCAAAUUGUGGGCGUGGCGGGCCACUUUUUGCCAAUAUUCUAAAUUAACUGAAAGUUGGGGGGUAGAAUUCCAAUUUUCAAUUUCUUGGCAAUACUGAGGCCAUGACAUUGUAUGCGACGUCCAUGAAUUUAU
Molecule: messenger RNA, 716 nt
Organism: Rhodamnia argentea
Lineage: Eukaryota; Viridiplantae; Streptophyta; Magnoliopsida; Myrtales; Myrtaceae
Product: olee1-like protein
Exons: 2
Coding region: 66-569 (167 amino acids)
Source: RefSeq, a predicted model, not a curated record